AUGUCCAAGAUAUUAGCUGUACUGGGCGUGCUGGUAGUCAGUGCACCCACGAUGGUUACGGCCGCAAGGGACACGGCUAAGGCUACUGGGACGAGCACCAUGGCUGCGAUGGAUGCCCCGAGCCAGUCGUGGUUGGGCAGGAUUCGUGUGGUACAACACCAUGACCGAUGCAGACAACAAGGCCUUCAACGAGCCAGGUACCUUGGCGCUGCAGCUUCCGUGCGAUGGCAGCAGGGGUUGUUGUUCGGCAUCGGCUGCAAAAACAGCCAUGGCCUCACUUGGUCUGGUUCAGGGGAGGGUGAUGCCCAUGGUGUGGCUGCAUUGCAAGAUGGGCCGCAUCAACAAGAGGGUGCCCUAAGGAAGAGUCAUAUGGUCAUUUUGGUGACUGAGGAUGCUGGACAAGAUCUCGUCACCCAAAGCAUGAAUUUGUGGAACUUGGCAUAUAUUCCUUGGUUCAGGGGCUCGCUGACCACAAGGACCAACUUGGAGCUCCUCUCUGCCCUUGCAGGCAUCACGACGACAAGGCCGCUGAGGCGUAGCACGGGUUUUAGAACUACCUGUGUGUUCCCAUGCAAGAAUGUGAUCAAUGAGCAACCCUGUCAAGUUGGCCAAAUAAGCAAUCCAUGGAUGGAUUCUAGCAAUUGAUUCAUCCAUCUAUCCAUCCAUCUCUAAGGGAAGAAGCAGAAGAAUCAAAGAAGAUGGCAAUCUCUAUGAGCAGCCUGUCAUUGAUAUCGGAGGGAUGAGGGCAACUUUGGAUCAUGUUGCCUACGGUUCCUCUUCCUAUGACACCGCAGCCGCUACAACUU
Triticum aestivum (bread wheat) is the source of this 806-nucleotide messenger RNA. RefSeq lists its product as uncharacterized. The transcript is spliced from 6 exons. The record is from RefSeq and is a predicted model, not a curated record. Lineage: Eukaryota; Viridiplantae; Streptophyta; Magnoliopsida; Poales; Poaceae. The coding region runs from base 1 to 645 and encodes 214 amino acids.